AUGGCGUCUGAAAACCCUCCUGAAACCCAAGAAGAGACAGCCUCUCUGAUAGAGAAGCUUCCAGAACAAGAUGGACAUCGGGAAUGUUCCUCAGUGGCCGAACAAAGAGGGAACCAACUCACUUUGUACCACUGGACCCAGUCCUUUAACUCCCAGAAGGUGCGUCUGGCCAUCGCAGAGAAGGGUCUUCGCUGUGAGGAAUACGAUGUGAGUUUGCCGCUCAGCGAACACAACGAGCCGUGGUUUAUGCACCUGAACCCGACCGGAGAGGUGCCCGUUCUCGUGCACGAAGAAAAGAUCCUCUGUGACCCCGUGCACAUCAUGGACUACCUGGAGCACACCUUCACUGAGGAAGGCACCCCCCGGCUGAUCCCUGAGGAGGGCAGUGCGUACUUCAUCAGGGUGCAGCACUACAGAGAGCUGCUGGACUCCCUUCAGAUGGACGCCUACACCCACGGGUGCCUCCUCCACCCCGAGAUCACCGUGGACUCACACAUACCGGCCUACGCUGCCACAUGCAUACGGACACAAAUCGGAAACACUCAGUCUGAGCUGAAGAAACUGGCGGAGCAGCACCCGGACCUUAAAGACGCGUACGUUGCAAAACAAAGGCGCCUGAAAUCGAAGCUGUUUGACCACGACAACAUGAAGUACCUGAAGAAGCUUCUGGAUGAGCUGGAGGGGGUGAUGGACCAGGUGGAGACGGAGCUGCAGAGACGCGUGGAGGAGACGCCAGAGGAAGGCAGUCCCUCAUGGCUGUGCGGAGACUUCUUCAGCAUGGCCGACGUCUCUCUGGCCGUCACCCUGCACCGCCUCAAGUUCCUGGGUCUGUCCCAGCGGUUUUGGGGCGAGGGGACUCGGGUAAAUCUAGAGACGUACUACGAGCGAGUGGUGCAGCGGCCGGCCUUCAGGAGGGUGCUCGGACACGUCAACAACAUCCUGAUCUCCGCCGUGCUUCCCGUGGCGUUCAAAGUGGCGAGGAAGAACGCUCCGAUGAUCCUCGGCACCACGAUGCUCAUCGGGGUCCUGGGAGGGGCCGCGUACCUCGCCUUUCUCUACAUGAAGAGGAGGCUGACUGUGUCCUUCUGAGGGAGAAGAGAUGGAGCUGAUUGAGGACUGGGAAGUAGAUAAACACAGGACAUUACUCUGACUUUAUGAUGUCAUGAUGUAAAGUUAAAAGACCAGAGAGGGAUAUGAUCAUUCUGCAGACUCUAGGCUAAUUCAAACUAACUUGAAUGUUCUUAUUUGCUGUGCUGCUGGACGCACACAAUGCACUUUUAUGCAAUGAAUGCUAAAUUAGAAGGUAUGAAUACAUGAAAUUAAGAUUAAGGGUAAAACACCUGGUGUUGGAUCAAAUAUUUAAACUAAGGCAAGGAUCAGACAACCUUUCCAUCUUACGGAGAUCUUUGUUAGGCAUUGCCAACAUGUCUGAUUAAUACAUUACAAAUAUGUUGAAGUGUCUUCUCUUAUAGCUUGGCAGUUUGUUUGUUUACAACCCAUAUCAUUAAACAAGAUAAUACAGAUGUUUAUUUAUUCCUGAGGAGAAUUGUUGUGCAGCAGUUGCAGUUCAAAGAGUUUCUAGAAAAGCGCUAUACAAGUGUCAUGUAUUAAAGAAAGUACAAAUAUAAAUAUAUAUAAAGCAUAUACAUAUAAUUUGAAGAAUCUAAUAGCUGUUAUCUGCUUGUUUAUGCAAAUUGUAUCUGCACCUGUCAAAUAAAUAUGUAAAAACGAUUGAGGUACAUAUAUAAAUAAAUAGCACUUGAAUGUGUCAUCCGUCUAAAGAAAGGAGAUACACGUCUGCAAUGCUUUGUUAGCUUAACGAGUAGAUUAUCAUAACGUGCUGUAACUUCUUAGAAAUGGGCUGAACUCCACAAAAAGAAGGCGUGGUCAUCUUCAUGUGAACUUCAAUCAUAGAUACGUUCGUUACUAUUUCAUUGUUGUGCAUUUUUGCUUGUUAGAAAUGUAAAAAGUAAACUUAAGAGACUGCUUUCUGUGAACAAAGAUAUGCGUAAACUUCUGACAAAGCUUUGCAGGAUGUCCCUGUCGUCUCAUGUUUUACUGUAAGACUCCAUUUAACAAAAGCUGAAUACUUUUCAACCAAAUAAAACAUCUGUGUGAAUUAAACUGCUCCCUGACAACCUGCUGAAAAAAUAAACCUCAAAGGUAGUAGAA
Molecule: messenger RNA, 2172 nt
Organism: Trematomus bernacchii (emerald rockcod)
Lineage: Eukaryota; Metazoa; Chordata; Actinopteri; Perciformes; Nototheniidae
Gene: gdap1
Product: ganglioside induced differentiation associated protein 1
Exons: 6
Coding region: 1-1089 (362 amino acids)
Biological process (GO): mitochondrial fission; mitochondrial fusion
Cellular component (GO): mitochondrial outer membrane
Source: RefSeq, a predicted model, not a curated record